This is a messenger RNA of Fusarium musae, 732 nucleotides long. RefSeq lists its product as uncharacterized. The record is from RefSeq and is a predicted model, not a curated record. Gene Ontology annotation, cellular component: nucleus. Gene Ontology annotation, molecular function: protein N-terminal-serine acetyltransferase activity; histone H2A acetyltransferase activity; histone H4 acetyltransferase activity. NCBI's taxonomy places the organism in Eukaryota, Fungi, Ascomycota, Sordariomycetes, Hypocreales, Nectriaceae. The transcript has 3 exons. Bases 1 to 732 code for a protein of 243 amino acids.
AUGACAGAAACGAAUGGCACAAAAGAACCAAGGAGAUUGAUUGGAAGAAGACGACAACGACCCGAAAACCCCAUUGAGACGGCCAAUAAGGUCGAAGACGAUGAGUUUCUGACACAAUAUGUGAAGCCAAGUAGUAGCAAGGGUUGGUCAGAAUGGAAACACCCACAAGACGAAGCAACCUAUACCAUGAGCCUCACACGUCCUACUUGCAUGAGCGAUGAAGAUCUGGAGGCAUGUUAUAACUUGGUAGAAGAAACAAGCGGCCAAGAUUAUCGCACCUCAUCUCUCGGUUGGCACCCGGCUACUAAGAAAAAGGAGAUGAGAUCCCCAGAUCUUCGUUACAUCCUUGUGAAAGACAGUGAGGACCACAUAAAAGGGUUUACAUCUUUCAUGCCGACAUUCGAGAACCAUGAGCCGGUCGUUUACUGCUAUGAGAUUCAUCUGAAGCCAGAGCUCCAAGGGACAGGUCUCGGCAAGAAGCUUAUGGGCUACUUCAUGGACGUCGCGGAGAACAUACCUUCAGUUGAAAAGGCCAUGCUCACGUGUUUUGUCAGCAACAAAUCUGCCCUCAAGUUCUACGAGAAGCUAGGAUUCUCAAAAGAUGAUUACUCGCCAAGGGCGCGAAAGCUACGAGGAGAAAAGGUGGUGAUACCCGAUUAUGUGAUACUCAGUCGACAAACAACCUUCAAGAGAGUCGAGGCGUCGCGGGCGUACGAGCCUGGACUUCGAUGA